This is a messenger RNA of Calliphora vicina (urban bluebottle blowfly), 1063 nucleotides long. RefSeq names its product Coiled-coil-helix-coiled-coil-helix domain containing 2 (gene Chchd2). NCBI's taxonomy places the organism in Eukaryota, Metazoa, Arthropoda, Insecta, Diptera, Calliphoridae. Gene Ontology annotation, biological process: mitochondrion organization. The record is from RefSeq and is a predicted model, not a curated record. Gene Ontology annotation, cellular component: mitochondrion; nucleus. The transcript is spliced from 2 exons. Bases 171 to 644 code for a protein of 157 amino acids.
UUUUCGAAAUAAUAUAAAACUUUGACAGUCAUCGAUUUGCAAGUAGAAAAUAAAGAAAAAUUAAAGCGAACGGAGGAUAACAAACAACGUUUAAGUGCACUUUAAUAAUAUCAAAAAUAAGAAAUUUAACAUUGAAAUUUUUGCAAAAAAUUAAUUAAAAAUCAAUUAAAAUGGUUAGACGUGGUCGUUCUGCAAGCCCCCCACCAGCUUCAAGAAGAGUUGCUCCAUCUCCAGCUCCUACACCCAAUGUUCCAGCUCGUGCUGCUCCAGCACCUCCACCGCCAGCUCCUAUGCAAGCUGCUCCAACAGCAGUAGGUGCCCCACAGCAACCUUCCAUGUUUCAACAGAUGGCUGCAACAGCUGGAGGAGUUGCCGUUGGAUCUGCUAUUGGACAUACUGUUGGUCAUGGUCUUACCAGUCUUUUCAGUGGCUCUGACAAAGAAGCAGCAGCACCUACUGCAGCCCCACCCGCUGCUCAAGCCCAACAAUAUGGCGGUGCUGCACAACCUAAUGAACCACAGGGACCAUGCAGCUGGGAAAUUAAGCAAUUCUUACAAUGUGCUCAAGGUCAAUCCGAUUUAACACUCUGUGAAGGUUUCAAUGAGGCGUUGAGACAGUGUAAAGUUCAACACCAUUUACAAUAGAUAGAAUGUUAACCGUGGAUGGGAUUGGUUUGAAUUGUUCUUAGAACUUGCAGAACAAAUCCAACAUCAUAAAUUAAAAUAUCCUAUUUUACUUUUAAUUAGAAUUUGAUUUUUUUUUUUAAUUCAUUGAGUUUAUUUUGAAUUUUAAUAUAGCAAAUAAUUAUUUAAUUUUAAUUUUUGUAAAAAAAAAUAUAUUUCCAUAAUAAAAAACCAGGUAGCAACAGCAGUCACCAAAUAUGUACAUCGCAAUAUGUUAAAAAAGCUUAUCCAUGUUUUAAAAUUUUGUUUGAUUCCUGGGAAGAACAAGGAAAUCCAUUUUUUGUGCAUGAGUCAUUUAAUAUAUUCACAAUUGGUUGAAAGGUUUUUUAAAAUAUUCAUUAUAUAGACUACUGUUGUUAUCACCACUAUAAUAAAAACAA